AUGGCUAUGAGCUUCUGGUUAAGAAACUUCCAGUGAAGGGUAUGAGAUAUGGCAUAAACAAGUGGAUUUGGAGGAUGAUGAUGAAACUGAAGCCUGGCGUCUGAACCUGAAGUAGAUUCUACUUCAAACUAUUUAACAUACUACAGUGCCUUUGGUGGCAGGGCAUUAGUUUCUUCCACUUUUUACAUGGUAUUGGACAUCAAUUGAGCAUUUAUGAAGCAUGAAAAUGUUCAGUGGUUGGCGUCGUUUUGCUUUUGGUGUUCUAUUAAUUUUACUCCUUACUCAUCUGUUUUCUGCAGUCACAGAGCUGAACAGCUCAAAAAUGUCAGAACCCCAUAAACAACUAAACAAGAAAUUUGAUCAUCUGGUUCUUGGUCCUGCUGCUGGCCAAGGCUUGUCAAACCGUUUGCAAUGCCAAGGAUCAAAAGCUCUCAACAGGACCCAUUCUUCAAAUGACAGAUUAGGUGUAGAUGGAAGUAUUACAUUUGUAACUGUCUUUACUAUUUAUAAUUCUUCUCUUGAUAGAGUAGAUGAUAAAUCCUCAAAAACAGUCGUUGGCAACACUUCAUAUAAUAAGAUGGACAGGUCAAUGGCUGUGUUGAAUGUCUUCAUUAACUUCAUUCAGGUAGCAAUGCCCCAGAGCGAAGUGAUUAUUCUCACAGAUCCAGUUUCUGACCUUUCAGUGCACAGAAAUAGGGUCUCUCUGUAUCCCAUACAAGGUGAAUAUUCAAGAGACAAGUUGAUGCUCCAAAGGAUCAGGUCUUACAUUACCUUUUUAGAAACACGACUUCACAAACUUUCUCAGAAUCCGAGGGAUAUCACUCAUUACAUCUUCACCGAUUCUGAUAUAGCAGUGGUUGAUGAUUUAGGGCAGAUUUUUCGCGACCAUCCUGAUUGUCAUAUGGCUCUGACCUUCAGGAACAACAAGGGUCAGCCUUUGAAUUCAGGAUUCAUUGCAGUAAGGGGUACUUCUGAUGGAAUUUUAAGGGCAAAGCUUUUUCUACAAGAGGUUUUGAAAGUUUAUGUCUCAAAAUACACAAAUGCUUCCCGCAUGCUGGGUGAUCAGUUAGCUCUUGCUUUUGUUGUGAAGUCAAAACCUCAUUUCGAUGCCAGCAGGUUUGCCAAAACAGUUGCUUUCUCUGAUGACAUUGGUGGUACCUCAAUAUUGUUCUUACCCUGUGCCAUAUACAACUGGACUCCACCUGAGGGUGCUGGUCAAUUUCAUGGCAUGCCUUUGAAUGUUAAGGUUGUUCAUUUUAAAGGAUCAAGAAAACGUCUAAUGCUCGAAUCAUGGAAUUUUUAUUCAGCAACUCCUGACAUUGCUGAUAUGUUAUGCCUCAUUUUGGGAAGUGGAAGAACAAAAUAUGAUUUUUGAGAAUGGUUUCUCGCAAAGGAUUCACAUCAUAUAUUGCAGCAUCUAACGACAUCAACGAUUCCCAAUCGUGGGGCAGAAAAAUUCAGCUAUUGCUCCUUUUGCACUAGUCAUUAUUUACCCUUUUGAUUGUUGUUAAGGUACUGAUAACCGCUAACCAGAAGGUAGGAGCUGGCCCCUUAAAUAGGUUGAUCUCUUCUACUCAGGAGUGUUCUUUUCAGAAGGCACGGUUUUAAGGUCACAACAAAUCAAGAGGAUGUAGAAUGUGUUAUAAUUGUUUUGAAAAGACAGAGGGUUUAUACAUUCUUCCACAAUUGGAAAAGAUAUAUAAUGAUUUUUUUGAAAGAGCAUGAAACAUCAGUAUAUUACACUGACAUGAAAACAAACCUGUCAAAGACAGGAACAUCACACCAAAUAGAGAAACCAGCAGUCACGCCGCUAAUCAGCAGCCUUCUCCAUCAUUAUCUGAACCAGACAGACACAGUACUCUUCAAUCAAAGCCUAAAAAAACUCAGCAAUCUUUUGCACAAGCACAAUGAUAGAUGUAAAUCAGUCAACCGUAAUACCUAUAGUACGUCUUAGGAUUCCCACACUAUUGAACAAUAUUAUCACGAGCCCUGUUUAAUUUUAAAUGGAUUCAUUUUCAGAAUAACAAUUUCUCCUCUUCUAUCAUUCUUUCAACGUUGAUUUCCUCAUUCAAAAGGUUUUUUUUAUUCCUUUCCAAACCCAUCACUUUUGAGGGAAUCACCUUAUCCCGGAACUUAGACAAAGGAAAUGACUUUGAUAAUUCAAUAUUAAACACUUUUGUGUCUCUUUUACCAAGUACUCAAGUGGUGUGUUUCAACAACCUACAUCUCCCCAAAUUCAAAACCUCAUGAGAUCUAUUAACCAGCGCCAUACCCCAUAAACCCCUUUUUUCUAUUACAAUUUAUCAAGUCCAUUUGCUUGGCAACCCGAUAUUGAACAAUCUUAAAUUUCUAAUCC
Molecule: messenger RNA, 2356 nt
Organism: Vicia villosa (hairy vetch)
Lineage: Eukaryota; Viridiplantae; Streptophyta; Magnoliopsida; Fabales; Fabaceae
Exons: 8
Coding region: 221-1375 (384 amino acids)
Source: RefSeq, a predicted model, not a curated record